AUGAAGCCUUUGUCUUCUUUAAGAAUUCAUCUUGAACCACCGGCCGAUUUCAUGUUAACAUUAGAAAAGGAUCUAAAUGUUAAACUGGCCUUGCUUGACAUCAACGUCUGCCACAUUUAUUCCAAGGAGAUACACGCUGGGCUGCAGAACUCCUCUCUUUUUCUCAGCCUCAAACCCACCUUCCAUCAAGAGGCGGGCGCGGAGAUCUCAUCUUGCAGCCCCCGUGACAAGCCUCGUAUUCGCUCCAGCAAAGUGCAAGAGGGCAAGAUGUCCCGGAGAACUGCACAGGCCACCCCAGCCACUGAAGACUACACAUCUCGAGGACCAACCCUAGGCUGGGGCUCCAGUGAGGAAUGUGGGGGGGUGGGAACGUUAAACGGUGCCCUGGCGGAGCGGACGGGCCAUCCCGUCAGAGAUACGUGUAACACGCCGUCUUACUGUGACCUAGGAAAGUCUGCCAAGGAUGUCUUCAGCAAAGGAUAUGGGUUUAGCAUGGUCAAAAUAGAUCUGAGAACCAAAUUAUGUAGUGGAGUGGAAUUUUCUACUUCUGGUCAUGCUUACACUGUUACAGGGAAAGCAUUAGGCAACCUAGAAACCAAAUACAAGAUUUGUGGCUACGGGCUGACCUUCACCCAAAAGUAGAACACAGACAAUACUUUGGGGACAGCAAUCUCUUUGGAGAAUAAAUUAACUCAAGGGUUGAAACUGACUCUCGAUACCAUAUUUGUCCCAAACACAGGAAAGAAGAGUGGGAAACUGAAGGCCUCCUAUAAACAGGAUUGUUUCAGUCUUGGCAAUAAUGUUGGUAUAGAUUUUUCUGGACAAACCAUCUAUGGCUGGGCUGUGUUGGCCUUUGAAGGUUGGCUUGCUGGCUAUCAGAUGAGUUUAGACACAGCCAAAUUGAAACUGUCACAGAAUAAUUUCACCCUGGGUUACAGGGCCGCAGACUACCAGCUGCAUACUCACAUGAACGAUGGCAUUGAAUUUGGAGGGUGGAUCUACCAGAAGGUGAACAAGAAGAUUGAAACAUCAAUAAACCUCGCGUGGACAGCAGGCAGGAACAACACACGUUUCGGCAUCGCUGUUAAGUACAAGCUGGAUUGUAGAACUUCUCUAUCUGCUAAAGUAAAUAAUGCCAGCCUGAUUGGACUGGGUUGUACUCAGGCCCUUCAACCAGGAGUGAAACUGACCCUGUCAGCUCUCAUCCAUGGAAAGAACUUCAGUGCAGGAGGACACAAGGUCGGGCUGGGAUUUGAACUAGAAGCUUAAUGUGGUUUUGAAUAAAGCAUCAGCUUUGUCCCUGGAGGUGGAGAGAAAUGAACCCACUAUGUUUUGGCCUUAAAAUUCUUCUGUGAAGUUUCAAAAGUGUGAACUUUUUAUUCUUCCAAAGAACUGUAAUCCUCCCCACACUGAAGCCCAGAUAUCGAGUCCAUCCUAAGGGAGGUGCUUGAAGGCAUACCCGGAAGUUGUCAUGUUCGUGCCACAUU
Delphinapterus leucas (beluga whale) is the source of this 1487-nucleotide messenger RNA. The record is from RefSeq and is a predicted model, not a curated record. Lineage: Eukaryota; Metazoa; Chordata; Mammalia; Artiodactyla; Monodontidae.